Molecule: messenger RNA, 959 nt
Organism: Punica granatum (pomegranate)
Lineage: Eukaryota; Viridiplantae; Streptophyta; Magnoliopsida; Myrtales; Lythraceae
Source: RefSeq, a predicted model, not a curated record
CCCACCAGAAUCUUCAAUUCCAUGUGACCGUAAAGAUCAUAAGCUCAAACCUUCAAUAAUGGACUACACUCCUUCUUCAUCCUUCUUUCACUACCCGACUUCGGACUUGUCCGCCGACUCCUCAUCCUUCAACUCCUCGUCCGGCUUCUUCUCCCUCCCCUUCGACGAGAACGACUCCGAGGAGAUGCUCCUCUACGGGGUCCUAGCGGCUGCACCCGGGAUGGAUUACUCCGCCUAUGCAACCUCCUCGGCCUAUUCCCAUCCCCGGGAUGAGGAGGUAUGCUCGAAACCCGACUUUGACCCGGAGACUGCCCCGAAGGAGGUCAUCCAGUACAGGGGAGUGAGGAAGCGUCCGUGGGGAAAGUACGCCGCCGAGAUCCGGGACUCGACCCGGAACGGGGUCAGGGUCUGGAUUGGGACGUUCGACACGGCGGAGGAGGCUGCCCUGGCGUACGACCAGGCUGCAUUCGCCAUGAGGGGGUCGGCCGCGGUGCUGAACUUCCCUGUGGAAGUGGUGCACAGGUCGCUGCAGGACUUGGGCGGGGAUGAUCAGGGGCAAUGCGGCGACGUGGCGGGGAUGAGCGGCUGCGACUCCCCGGUGCUGGCCCUGAAGAAGCGGCACUUGCAGAAGAGGAAGUCGGAGAUUAAGAAGAAGAGGGAGAGGGAGCUGACGCCGAAGAAUGCGGUGGUCUUGGAAGAUCUUGGGGCCGCUUACCUCGAGGAGCUCCUCAAGAUAUCCGAGGAUCCCUCUCCCUGGUGAUCGCGUGAUAAUGCAUUAUACACGUCUCCGACUGUCGUCGGCAUCUUUCAAGAUUUUCCAACCGCAAGAUUCCCAGAGCACGUUAACAUCUCAUUUCUGCGUCGUAAAACAUAUUCAUUCGAUCCUAUAUCUGAUCAUUUGACCCGAUCGAUCAACUACAUUAAUAUUCGGUUCGAGUAUCAUCAGAAUUUUGAUUUCA